Molecule: messenger RNA, 2073 nt
Organism: Strongylocentrotus purpuratus (purple sea urchin)
Lineage: Eukaryota; Metazoa; Echinodermata; Echinoidea; Camarodonta; Strongylocentrotidae
Product: putative nuclease HARBI1
Exons: 3
Coding region: 363-1292 (309 amino acids)
Source: RefSeq, a predicted model, not a curated record
GGGCCUGUCUCACUAAGCGCUAAGAUGCGUCUUAAGCGGCCUUAAGUCCUGUUAUAGGACUUAGUGUAAGAUGCAUCUUAGCGGGAGUUUCACAAAGCCCACUAAGACGCGUACCGUACUUAGUACCCCUUAAACUAAGUUGCAUACAGGUCGUAGCCUACGUCUCGUCGAGACGAGACGUAGGAACAGUUCUUAGUGUAAUGUCAUGUGAUAAAUUUCGCGCCAAAUUUGAAAGUCGUUUUAAUUCUCGAUGAUGGCCGACCUUCAAAUCUUGAUGGCCGAUCGGGUGGCCCAGAGGGCUUCGUCGAGAGCGGGUUUUUCGCGACAGACAAAACCCUUUGGAUAGGUUUAAUGAGGACGAAAUGUACGAGAGGUAUAGAUUUUCCCGAAGAGGCAUUAUGCUACUUCUAAAUACCUUGGCACCGCGAUUGGAUCGGGAGACAUCCAGAAGCCACGCCAUUGAUGGGCGGUUGCAGUUGUUAACGGCGCUGCGUUUCUACGCAAGUGGCACCGUGCACCACAACCAUGGUGAUCAUCACGGAGUCAGCAAGGCCAGCGCAAGCAGGAUUGUUCGUCGUGUUAACCGUGUUUUGAUACGGAUGAAACACGAUAUCAUCAGAUUCCCGACAACCCCUGCUGAAGUUGCAGCCAGUCAAGCCGACUUCUUCGCUGUGAGCGGUAUGCCCCGAGUUGUGAGUGCCGUUGAUUGCACUCACGUUUUGUUGAGGGGUGCAAGAUACGGAGACGACGCAUAUAUCUAUGUCAACAGAAAGAGACAAAAGAGCAUAAAUGUGCAACUCAUGUGUACGACGCGGUUCAAGAUUACCAAUGUUGUUGCAAGGUGGCCAGGAUCGACACACGACAGUCGGAUCCUGACACACAGCAACAUUGCUGCAGAUUUUGAGGCUGGGAGGAAGGAAGGUGUCAUCAUUGGUGACAGUGGGUACCCCCUCAAGCCUUGGCUGAUCACACCAAUCCAAAAUCCACAAACACCGGCAGAAUAUGCAUAUAACAGAGCUCAUCCAAGAACACGGGUCUUCAUAGAACAGGUGAAUGGGCAAAUUAAGGCAAAGUUUCCGUGUCUUGCUGUUGGGCUUCGAGUGGCACCCAAACACGCAUGUCGUACCAUCGUUGCCUGCGCAGUUCUGUUCAACAUGGCCAAAGAGAUGGGAGAACCACAAGACUACUUUGUUCAGCCUCCUCCAGAUCCAGCCGAUAUCAAUGACUACCAAGGUCAACCUGGAGCAGUCGCCAUUGCAGUUCGAGACCAAAUUGUACAAGAAUUUUUCUGAAUGUCUAUUUUGGCUUCAUUUUUGUGAACUCUAGAACUUUAGAACGAAGUAAGGUAUUGUGAUGAAACUUGGUAUUUGUAUGCAUGAUCGUGUAAGUUUCAGGCAGAGGCACAUUUCUUAACUGCAUGAGGUUGAUUUUGUUUCUACUCGUUUUACACACUUGAAAUAGAUUUACCAGGAUUGGUAAAUUAAAUGUUCUCAUAAAUCCAUAUCAAUGCAAUGUAAUCAAAGCAUUUCUUCACUUGUCAUGUAUUUCACUUUUUCAGGUUGACUAUGUUGUAAAAGUUACUGAUAUCUGAAUUAUCUCAUCAAAUCAAAUGUCACCAUUUAUUUAACAACUUUUUCAACAACAGGAUAUAUUCAUACUGGUACACAUAAGUUGUACAUAAUGUGACAGACAAUUUAAAUUUGUUAAAGGCCAGUAAUUUAAAUUUAUUACACUCAAAGAAAAGACAACUUUUGCUGUGGAUUUUCUGUAAAGCAGCAGUAGUAUUUAUUAUUCUGAUAAAAAUAACAGUCUAUUUCUACCAUAGUAGACCAUAACUGUAGCAGAUAAUAUUCUUCUUGAUUGAUAAGAGUAAAAAAUGUGUAAAUUCAAACAACCUAAAUUUCACACUAUGGGAGUUGUAUGAUGCAUCACAAAUGUUAUCAUAGCAUGUGGAUUAAAAUGCUCUCAUCAGUCUACCCAUUGAAUGUCAAAGGUUUUCUGUUAUUUACGAGUCUUUCGGUGUCAUCAAAAAAUAUCUUUAACAAUUUGCAGAAGAGUGAACAAUAAUAAAUU